Messenger RNA from Chondrus crispus (carragheen), 1834 nucleotides. RefSeq lists its product as hypothetical. The record is from RefSeq and is a predicted model, not a curated record. The transcript has 2 exons. Lineage: Eukaryota; Rhodophyta; Florideophyceae; Gigartinales; Gigartinaceae. The coding region runs from base 1 to 1389 and encodes 462 amino acids.
AUGCCGCCCGGCCGCCGCCCGUCCACGGCACCCCCCCUUCUCUUCUUCCUCUCCCUCCUGUUCCUCAUCCAUCUCCUGCGCCGCCUCCCCCACACGCGCCGCCAACACGACCUCCCGCUGGUCCUCCGCGCCGCUACGCCCCUCUUCACCUACGCCAUCUCCACGGCGCGCAACGUCCACGGCAACCGCUGCGCCGUCCUGCGCUGCCUCCCCCCCGCGAAAUCCCCCGUCGUCUCGCUUCGCACCGUCUGCGACAUCGUCACCCUCACCGCCGUCCCCAAGACCACCCCGCCCGCCACCCACCUCUGCGUCCUGCACUACCUCGUGCGCCACUGGGACGCCCUCUCGCGCACCUACAACGACGGCCUCUUCCACGUCUCCCCCGCCAUCCUGCUCCGCCACGACCCGGUCCUCCUGCCGACCUUCUCCGACCCACUGCAUUUCCCGCUCGCGGCCAACGCCCGCUCCAUCUCGCCCGACUGGUUCUCCGUCUUCCCGUCCAACCGCUCGCGCCCCGUCUUCGCCGACUGGCACUCUGCCGCCCUCAAGCUGCACAACUCUGCCAACCCGCCGUCCGCCCUGCUCCAGACCGCGCUCAACCGCGCCCGCUCCUGCGCCGACCCCGCCGUCGAGUGCCACCCGCGCGACAUCUCCAUCGCUCGCGACUGCUCCGCAAUCCCCUCCGCGUCCUGCCUCUUCCACAGGGACCCCUCGUUCCUCUCCUCCUUCCUCAUCGCCGCCGCCGCCCUCGUCACCCUCCACCACUUGCUCGACGCUGUCUCCGGCUUCGUCCCGCGCCGCCGCCUCACCACGCUGCGCCUGCUCCUCGCCGCCGAAUGGGGGCAGGCCCGCUAUGACGUCUUGGCACUCGUCGCGCUCGCGUUGUUCGCGUUCGCGCUGCUCGCCGGCCUUCCGCACUGGCCGGAUAUCGUCGCCACGCUGGGACGUCCGCUUUCGGUUAGCGUCAAGCAUCGCUUGCAGAACGUGCAAAUUGAGGACCCCAUGGACGUUUUUGCUGGCGCGGCCAGCUUGCGCGGCCGGUGGGAUGGGUAUGCGUACGUGAUGGCGGAUGGCACAAACUGGGUUAGAAUUAGCGGGCCCGGAGCCGCAAUGGUGGUUUUGUUGACGGCGGGCGCCAUGCGAAUGAGAGAGGCCGUUGGUCAGGGCUUGCUGGUCAGGUGUAUUACUUUUGUCUUAGGGGUGCGGGUGCUAUGCUUCCUCAUCAAGACCGUUGGGAAGGCGAGUGAACGUAGAAAGGAUGAAGAUGAGGAGUAUGCUACGAGGCUUGAGGCCUCCCUGUUCAGGAGAAAGCAACGAAGCAGGAGCUUUUUGUCAUCGAGAGAGCUAGAGGUGGGACAGGCGUCUGAGGAGAAGAGCAUGCGCCGGUGAUCUAACGCUUCGGUCCUAUGAGGGAACAUGCGCUUUGCAUGCAAUAUACAAAGCGCAUACAUAUCCACUCAAAGUGAGGUAUCUCGUGAAUUGACUCACAUGGGAUCUUGUGGGUCAAUAUUUGAGUUGCUCACCCAAUACUCCCGAGGGCCGGGAAUACCAAUUCGAAUCAGCCAUUGAUGCGCAUGGUCAUUCUAUUUCAGUGCGUGUUUGAUGACACCACUGGAAACAGACUGCACUCGACCAGAGGGAUAAAAGACUGGCAAGCAGCAUGUCACGGUGGUUUUGCGGUGGAGGACGGACGUAAUACGAGAAGAGCGGAACGUGCCUGAUCUCAAUGCAUCCAGCGUUGGGGGGCCAUCCUAUUAGACGCACGUCGAUUACCCACUGAAUUCGGCGCGAUAACUAUUUCUAAUCUAUUAUUAAUACAGUGGUCUUUUGGUAA